Messenger RNA from Schistocerca americana (American grasshopper), 606 nucleotides. RefSeq names its product octopamine receptor-like. The coding region runs from base 1 to 606 and encodes 201 amino acids. Gene Ontology annotation, cellular component: membrane. The transcript is spliced from 4 exons. Gene Ontology annotation, biological process: adenylate cyclase-activating adrenergic receptor signaling pathway. NCBI's taxonomy places the organism in Eukaryota, Metazoa, Arthropoda, Insecta, Orthoptera, Acrididae. The record is from RefSeq and is a predicted model, not a curated record. Gene Ontology annotation, molecular function: G protein-coupled receptor activity.
AUGGGUGCCGGAAACACGCUGAUCAUCGCGGCCGUGGUGACGACGCGCCGGCUGCGCACCGUCACCAACUGCUUCGUCAUGUCGCUGGCCGUCGCUGACUGGCUCGUCGGCCUCUUCGUCAUGCCGCUCGCCGUCGCUUACCACGUCAUGGGCAAGUGGCACUUCGGCUGGCAGAUCUGCCAGGUGUGGAUCUCGCUGGACGUGCUGCUCUGCACGGCGUCCAUCCUGUCGCUGUGCGCCAUCAGCGUGGACCGCUACCUGGCCGUCACGCAGCCGCUCAACUACUCGCGGCGGCGCCGCUCCAAGAAGCUGGCGCUGCUCAUGAUCCUCGUCGUCUGGGUGCUGGCCGUCGCCAUCACGUGCCCGCCCAUCCUCGGCUGGUCAGUAUCGCAGCCUCCACCCGCUGCCCGCUGCUCGCGUCACUACGCCAAGACACCACUCCUGCCUGUGCGGAUCCAUCUUCAUAAGCAUAGCCCGAACGCAGCCACGCCCAGAGGCUCGCCGUGGGCGUACGCACUGAGGCGCGGCGAGGCGGGAGGGGGCGGACCGGUAAACAUCCGAUGGCGGGCUCCUCACAACUCCGGUAAACAGCCCGCUCACCGCUGA